UGAAGUGUGUCGUGAGUAUAUGCAGCCCUGCUCUCUGUCCCUCUGGGAUUAAAGAAUAUACUCUAGAAAAAGAAGAUAGAACUUCCAACUAAAUACAGGAGAGGAUAAAGUACAACAAAAAAAAGACGGAGAAGUGGAAUUGAAUUUCUGUGAACUUCAGGAUGAAGAUCUUUCAGUUCAGGAUGAAGAUCUUCAUCUCCACCCUCUACCUGAUCUCAGUGGGAUGUAAACCAUGCACGAUAUAUUUGCAAGAUGGAACAAAGUGGCUGCGUCAAUAUAAUAAAGGAUCAGACAAAAAGCAAGUCUGUUACUAGCGGGAGAUUCAAGAUCUAUUCAAAUACAGCAGACAACUUUACAGUGUUGAUCAGAGAGCUGAAGCCUCAGGAUUCUGCCGUGUACAGAUUUGGAGUUGGGAAUGAGAAGUAUAAGGACAUUGAGCUGACCGUUCAGAGUGAUUCUUGUUGUGGGGGAAUUAAAAGAAUGAAAGCUUAUCUGGGAGAGACGGCCACCUUCAAAUGUACCUAUCCAGAUGAGUUUAAGACAAACAACAAGCGGUUAAUCAACCUCGAUAACCGGAACAAUGUUAGCCCGAUCAUUUACACUGGAAAAAGGGCUCAGAAAGAGCAGAAAGGCAGAUUCUCCAUCUUUGAUGACAGAAGCUCUAACGUCUUCAGUGUGAACAUCAGUGAUGUGACAGAAGAUGAUGGAGGACUUUAUCUGUGUGGAGUGUGGAGGAAAAAGAAGUCAGUGGGUUAUCACUCCUACUUCAGAGAGAUUCAGCUACAGGUUACUGAAAAAUCAACUGUGACCACAACCUCCUGGACCACAUCAGCAGCUGAAACAUCUGAUGAAGAACAUCUCAAUCCAGGUUCCAUCAUCAUCAUCACCACUGUGUGUGCCUGUGUUGCUCUGCUGCUGAUUGGAGGAUCAGCACUGAUUAUCUAUUACGUGAAACGCAAGAAGAGACAAGGUUCUACUUCUUCAUCCAAGACGAAGCCUAAAGACGACAAACAGGUUCCCCUUGUGGUCUGUACCUAUGAGGAGAUUAAACACACCAGACCUGCUUCACCACCCACUAACACCUCUCACACAGAUAUUCACUCCACCGAAGACCACGGCCUCACUUACGCCACUGUGAGCUUCCAGAAGAAUCCGGCUUUAUCCACUGACGCAACAGCCACCUUCAGUAAGGAGGAAUCUGAUACCUUGUACAGCACUGUGAAAUACAGCACCGGACUGGAGUAGCUUCUAAGGGACCGCAUCAGGACAAUUUUUUUGUUGUAAGAGUUUGAUAUAGUAUGUAAACAUUGUUAAAGUUCUGAAAUGUAAUGCACAAUUGCCAAUCCGUAUAUGGAAACCAAGAAGAAACCAAGGUUACAAAAAAGAAUAUAUUUACAUAUCUGUUUAUUCAGCCUAUAACAGU
Messenger RNA from Pygocentrus nattereri (red-bellied piranha), 1423 nucleotides. Its product is annotated as CMRF35-like molecule 8. The transcript is spliced from 7 exons. The record is from RefSeq and is a predicted model, not a curated record. NCBI's taxonomy places the organism in Eukaryota, Metazoa, Chordata, Actinopteri, Characiformes, Serrasalmidae. Bases 253 to 1245 code for a protein of 330 amino acids.